AUGAUCCAAGAAGGCAUCCCACCAAAGCUCAAAGACUCUGGGAGCUUCUUCUUACCUUGUACCAUUGGUGCCACAAUCAUUGACAAGGCACUGUGUGAUUUAGGAUCCAGUGUUAACCUCAUGCCUCUGUCUAUGAUGAGAAGGAUAUCUAUAGAAAAAGUAAAGCCUAUACAGAUGUCAUUGGAGCUAGUGGAUAUAUCUCUGGUAAUUCCCAAGGGGGUGAUUGAAAAUCUCUUUGUCAGAGUAGGGAAAUUCAUAUUUCCAGCAAACUUUGUAAUCUUAGACUUAGAAGAAGAGGGGAAUGAUUCUAUUAUAUUGGGAAGACCUUUCCUGGCCACAGCAAGGGCCAUCAUUGAUGUUGAACAAGGAAAAAUGACUUUGAGGAUAAAUGAUGAGAAGAUCACUCUAAAUGUUUUCCAAGAAAUACAGCAUACUAUUGAAGAGAAAAGCUGCAUGAGGGUUGAAGAAAGAAGACAUACAUUGGGAAGAAAAAGCCAAGGAGACACUCCUCAGCUCACCUGUGAAGCAAGAGAUGGAUAG
Messenger RNA from Arachis ipaensis, 540 nucleotides. RefSeq lists its product as uncharacterized. Lineage: Eukaryota; Viridiplantae; Streptophyta; Magnoliopsida; Fabales; Fabaceae. The record is from RefSeq and is a predicted model, not a curated record.